Molecule: messenger RNA, 4766 nt
Organism: Amborella trichopoda
Lineage: Eukaryota; Viridiplantae; Streptophyta; Magnoliopsida; Amborellales; Amborellaceae
Product: protein BREAST CANCER SUSCEPTIBILITY 2 homolog B
Biological process (GO): regulation of DNA-templated transcription; double-strand break repair via homologous recombination
Source: RefSeq, a predicted model, not a curated record
CACUCCUUCUUCCUCAAGCGCAAUGAGCACGCCAAAGUUGCAGACAUGGCGGAUCGUUCCUGACCCUGAAAAGCCUAGAAAUUGGACCUUCAAUGGUCCUGAGUCUCGUCCCAUUCCAGCUCAAAUAACUACUCUUGUUCCACAAAAUUGUGGCCUUUCUCUGCCAUCAUUUGCUGACCUUUUGGUUCAAAGAUCUUCUACACUGCUUGGGGGCACCAAUGGAAACCGCAGAGACAGAUUCUCAUGUAUUCACGGUCAAGAAAAUGCUCAGCCGGAUUUCACUUCCGGUGCUUCAUUGUUCAGGUCUGGUCAUGGAAAGCCAGUUGGAGUUGCAGAGUCCUCCAUCAGAAAAGCAAUGGCGGUUCUAGGAGGAGAUGAUGACCAAUUUGAGCACUCUAAAGCGAAGCAUUUUGUAAUGGAUAGAGGAUCUUCUAUACUGUUUGGGGGCACCAAUAGCAACCGCAAGGACGGAUUCUCAUGUAUUCAAGAUCAAGAAAAUGAUCAGUUGGAUUUCACUUCUGGUGCUCCAUUGUUCAGGUCUGGUCAUGGAAAGCCAGUUGGAGUUGCAGAGUCCUCCAUUAGAAAAGCAAUGGCAGUUCUAGGAGAAGGAGAUGACGACCAAUUUGAGGUCUCUAAAGCGAAGCAUUUUGUAAUGGAUAGAGGAUCUACGACAUUUUCCCGGGGCAUCAAUAAUAAUCACAGUGAAAGAUUAUCAGGAACUGGAUAUCGACAAAACCAAAGGUCAGUUUUAUCUGCUGGGGCUCCAAUGUUCACAACUGGUUCUGGAAAGCCAGUUGGAAUUGCAGAGUCUUCCAUUAGAAGGGCAAUGUCUGUUCUUGGAGAAGGAGAUGGCACUCAACUUGAAGUCUCUAAAGCAAAACUUCUUGUGGUGGACAAAGGAUCUUCGACAUCGUUUGGGGUCUUCAAUUACAAUGACAGAUUCUCAGGCAUUCAAGAUCGAGAAUAUCAACAGCUGGAUGUGUCUUCUGGGGCUCCAAUGUUUAGAACCGGCUCUGGAAAACCAGUUGGAGUUGCGGAGUCUUCUAUUAAAAGGGCAUUAUCUAUUCUUGGAGAAGAAGGUGGUAGUCAAUUUGAAGUCUCUAAAGAGAAGCAUUUAGUAAUGCAUAGAGGUCCAGUUCCUAAAUCCAAAUUAGAUUGCAGUUCCUCUAUUUCCGAACCUGUAUUCAAAACAGGAUCUGGGAAGGUUGUUCAUGUGUCCUCCACUGGUCUUCUUAAAGCUAAGGCAUUGUUGGGCCUUGAAGAACACUGGGACAAUCCCCAUAAUUUUCAACAUUUUAAGAAUGGCAUGAUCAUGAGGGGCAGUAAUUUACAAGAUGGAAGGCAUAAUUCUAGACAUUCUGAGAAAUUUUCAUCAAGGGCACCUGAAAUCAUCAACAUAGAGAAUGUUGGUUUAGGAGGCAACACAAUGGUUUCUUCAAAGAGCCAAGCACCUUGUCAAAGAAAAGGCAUUCUUUUGGGGAACCAAUUAGAAGAAGAGACAUCUGCUAAUCCUCUGGUUUCCAAGAUUUCUGAUUCGGGCUUGAAAGUGCCUCCUAUCAGGUUUCAAACAGCUGGCGGCAGAUCUAUUUCCAUUUCCAGUGAUGCAUUGGAACGUGCAAAGAGUCUUCUUGGUGAAUCAGACUUUAGGAAUCCAUUAUGUAAAGAGAACUCAGAUAACACUUUCUUUUCAUUCUCUAAGGAAGUGGAUUAUUGUGACAAAACUGUUCUGGGCAGAAAAGAUUCUUCUUUUGGGCAUGUGUUUCAAGACACUGUGUUAGGCGAAGAUUUAGAAGCAAAAGACCAAUCUCUUUUGGAAGCUCUUUCUAAUCUAAACCAGUCACACAUUCCUUUAAAGACUAUCAAUUUUGGCCUUGAUUUGCAGCAGCAUGUUGCUCCCAGUAAUGAUAUUCCUGGUGGAAUCUUGAGAUCAAAAAAUGAUAGUUCUAGUUCAAAUGGAUCAUCAACUUGGCAAAGUGAUUAUAAUGGGGUCAACGAUGAGAAUUAUGCACGAAUUGAUGUUUCCCAGGGAAAAUUUCUAGUUCCAAGAAAGCUCUCAAAGGGAGAGUUCUCAAGUGGUCCCCUAGUUGAUAUUUCAAACAACAUCCAUGCAGAUUGCAAUGACCACCCUCAGAGAUCCCUAUCGAAACCUGUUUCUGGUGACAAGAGAAGACUAGGAGGGAAAAACAUUAUCUCCCCGUUCAAGCGUCCACGGCGCUCCAAGUUUUUACCUCCUUUGAACAGCAACAUUCAUAUCCAGGCUCCAGGCCCAAGGUUACCUGAUUGCUCCACAUUACCUGCCCAGGGAUAUGACUCUCACAAGACAAACAUCAGAUCUUGCUACCCAUUUCAGCAUAAGAGAAAAACACUUGAAGAAUUUUUUGGGGGCCCCCCAUCUCAUUGGACAUUGGAAGGGAGUAAUUUGCCAGAGAAGGUAAAGUUUAUGACUGCAGAUAGUGCCCAAAACUAUUUAUUCAAUGCUGCUCCUGGAUCUGAAGGAAAUGGAGUUGAAAUGCUUCACAACAUGUUGGUCCAAGCAGGUGGUUCCUUGCAACAUGCUACUAAAAAGUGGGUAUCUAAUCACUACAAGUGGAUAGUUUGGAAACUUGCUUGCCUUGAGAAAGGUUACCCCGGCAAUGCAAAUGGCAAAUACUUGACUGUAGCUAAUGUUCUUGAGGAGCUAAAAUACAGGUACGAGAGAGAAGUAAAUCAAGGUCAUAGGUCGGCGCUAAAGAAAAUAUUGGAAGGAAGUGCAUCUGUUACAUCUCCUAUGAUUUUGUGUGUUUCAGCUAUUCGUUCUAACAUUGCUGAUGAUUCUAAUGUUGCCGAUGGGCCUGAUAGAGUGGAGGAUCCUUCUGUUGCCUCAAAAAGUCAUAAGUUUUCUUAUUCCCAUAAUACUAAUGAUGGUCGUGCCCUGAAAGUAGAAUUAACUGAUGGGUGGUAUUCAUUGAAUGCUGUUUUGGAUGUUCCUCUAUCAAAGCAACUCAGGGCUGGAAAACUUUUUGUGGGUCAGAAACUUCGGAUUUGGGGAGCAAGCUUGUGUAACUGGGUUGGACCAUUGUCUCCACUGGAGAUUUCUGAGACUGUUAGUUUGCUUAUUCACAUGAAUGGCACAUAUAGGGCUCAUUGGGCAAGUCGUUUAGGAUUUUGUAGGGGAAAUAGAUUUCCACUGGCUUUUCAUUGUAUUAAGGAUGCUGGAGGUCCAGUACCCAUGACAUUAGUUGGGGUGACACGGGUAUAUCCAAUAUUGUACAAGGAAAGGCUCAACCAAGGAGGCUCCAUUGUUAGAUCAGAGAGGAUGGAAACAAAAUCUUUGCAGCUUUACAACCAAAGACGCACCAUCAUUGCAGAAAGUGUUGUUUCAGAGGCACAUAAAGAUAAUUUUGGCAUAUUGAAUGUUCAUGCUAGUGACCUUGAUGAGGGAGAGGAAAUCUUCAAGAUGUUUGAGAAAUCUGCUGAGCCCGAAUCAUUAAUGGCAACAAUGAAUUCAGAGCAACUUGGUGCUCUUGCAGCUUAUCAAGCAAAGCAGGAGGCAAUCAGGCAAUCAGAGAUACAGAAGAAAGUGGAAAAGGCUUUAGAAGAGGCAGAUCUCAACUCAAGAAAAGUGACCCCUUUUAUGAAAGUCAAAGUUGUUGGGCUAAUCAAUAAUGCAUCUCAGAAAAGAACUCACCCACGGGAAGGCUUGAUCACUGUAUGGCAACCAACCGAGAAGCAGGAGGUUGAGAUUGAGGAGGGGCAGAUGUAUUGUGUUAGUGGACUCACUCCAUUGCGGAAUUCCAUUUCCAAUAUCAUCCACUUACACGGGAGAGGGUCCGCUACUGUGUGGCAUCACUUAAAAUCAUCAGUUAAUGUACAUUUUGAACCAUUCUUCACUCCUCGAGAAUCAAUAUUACUAUCGACUUUGGGUCAAAUCCCUCUAGCCAGUGAGUUUGAUUUUGCUGGUGUAGUUGUGUUUGUUGGUGAGCCUUAUGUUUGUGGAAACCAUAAGAAGCAGUGGGUGUUCACUACGGAUGGUUCGGAAGCUUGGUCUGGGUCAGAGUCUGAUGUGCUUGCUCAAGCUUUGCUUGCUAUUAGCUUUUCUAUGCCCAUUGCUGACACAGGUUCUUUUGCGCCAGCAAAUUAUACGCUUGCAGGCUCAACAGUGGGAUUCUGUAAUCUGUUAAAGAGAGAGAGAGACCAAUCGAACAACCUUUGGGUGGCAGAGGCUACAGAGAACUCUACUUAUUCUUUUUGUUUCAAUCUUCCUGGUCGUUCUCACCUCAAAGAAUCAGCGGAUAAUGUGCGCCAAUGGGCCAAGAAUUCUUCUUUGAUACUCGAUAAACUUAAACAGAGAAUACUUCAUAUUAUUGGUAUUUGAGAGCUAUUUUUAUGGCAAUGGCAAGAUGAACCUUUAAGUCAGCAACCUGAUAUCAUCCUCUCUGCUGGUCCUCAACUUGUUCUAUGUAUAUUUCUUUCUUUAAUGGGCACCAUUCACUUUUUUCAACUCCAAGCAAAUAUAUAAAAAGAUAUAUGGGAGCUGAAGAAAUGAAGGCUCAGGAUAUUGACAGGCCACGAAUAAAUCCUCAAAGUAAGAACUCUUCAUUCCUUGUUACUGUUUCCUUAAAAUUUUAUUUUGGUGCCCACUGUAUAUAUCCAGCCAUCCUUUCCAAAUGUAUAUUGCAAGCCAUCCUUGGCUGUCAUUUUUUGAAGCUCCUCCAUGGAGAUUCUGUUAUCAUGUUUUUGGCAUCAAUUUUGUCCAAAGAAUAUUAAGUAAAUUUAAAAGCUUGUAU